Hippopotamus amphibius kiboko is the source of this 3145-nucleotide messenger RNA. RefSeq names its product cyclin dependent kinase 2 (gene CDK2). Lineage: Eukaryota; Metazoa; Chordata; Mammalia; Artiodactyla; Hippopotamidae. The coding region runs from base 980 to 2020 and encodes 346 amino acids. The transcript is spliced from 8 exons. Gene Ontology annotation, biological process: signal transduction; G1/S transition of mitotic cell cycle; regulation of gene expression. Gene Ontology annotation, cellular component: cyclin-dependent protein kinase holoenzyme complex; cytoplasm; nucleus. Gene Ontology annotation, molecular function: ATP binding; cyclin-dependent protein serine/threonine kinase activity; cyclin binding. The record is from RefSeq and is a predicted model, not a curated record.
ACAAGCCCCUAUAUAAGAAAGGGGUGCUCAUUUGCAUAGCCCUCCCCCCCUCCCUCCAGGGGAGGCCUGGGAGGAGCAGGAGGACCUGAGAAAGGCAGAACUGAGGAGGGCUCCUGGUCCCUGGACAUCCCACUACUCAGUGACAGUUUCUGGUUUCACAGGGUCACUCUCAUCCUAAGCACUCCAUCCCCCCGGGGAAAGAACUGACUGAAGUCCAGCUGCAAAACGUAACACGUACCGGACACACGCAAUUCAUCACGGGAGAGGGGAUCACUCUAUUGAGUCCAAACCAGGAACUUCUCAAAAAGACUGUGGAUGCAGUGACCCUGGAUCCAAAAACAAAGAGAGACAGUAUAAGGGUAGGCUGAAAAAAGGAGCCAGAGACUCCUGCGAGGUCCAGGAAACCCUUACAAUGAGAUACCCAGUUUUCCGCUUUCAGAGAAGGCUCCCAUAGGCCAGGUGGAAUUAAUCUUGGGUCAGUACACAUUUUCCUAGGGGAGAUGAAAACGGUGAAUUAGAGAUCAGGAAAUCCCUAUAGACUCGGGAUACAGGUAAACUCGAUCCCAAAUCAGGUACUUGGAAAAAGGUGUUCAGCCUCCCCACCUAGGCUGAAACUUGUCUUAAUGCCUCUCGGAGCCAAACUUGCGCGGGGCGGGGUCUUUUGCAGCGAGGGACGCAGGGCUGGCCCCGCCCGCUCUGACGUAGACCAAUAGGAAGGUUUGAGGGCGGAGCCAAGGAAACGCGGGAAGGAGGGGCGGGGCUUCUGGUGGCGGUAGGGAACUGGGCGGGGGAGGCGGCAACAUUGUUUCAAGUUGGACAAAUUGACAAGAGCGAGAAAUACACUGCGUUCCAUCCCGACCUGGGGUUGCGGAGCUGGGCCGCGUUUCCGCUGCUCGGCCCCCGAGGGCUGGGUGCCGCUUUCUGCAGGGUUCCCAGGCCCCCGCUCCAGGGCCGGGCUGACCCGACUCGCUAGCGCUUCAUGGAGAACUUCCAAAAAGUGGAAAAGAUCGGAGAGGGCACGUACGGAGUUGUGUACAAAGCCAGAAACAAGGUGACGGGAGAAGUGGUGGCGCUUAAAAAAAUCCGCCUGGACACUGAGACGGAGGGUGUACCCAGUACUGCCAUACGAGAGAUCUCUCUGCUUAAGGAGCUUAACCACCCUAAUAUUGUCAAGCUGCUGGAUGUCAUUCACACAGAAAACAAACUCUACCUGGUUUUUGAGUUUCUGCACCAGGAUCUCAAGAAAUUCAUGGAUGCCUCUGCUCUCACUGGCAUUCCUCUUCCCCUCAUAAAGAGCUAUCUGUUCCAGCUACUCCAGGGCCUAGCUUUCUGCCAUUCUCAUCGGGUCCUGCACCGAGACCUCAAACCUCAGAAUCUGCUUAUCAACGCAGAUGGGGCCAUCAAGCUAGCAGACUUUGGACUAGCCAGAGCUUUUGGAGUCCCUGUUCGUACUUACACCCAUGAGGUGGUGACUCUGUGGUACCGAGCACCUGAAAUCCUUCUGGGCUGCAAAUACUACUCCACAGCUGUGGACAUCUGGAGCCUGGGCUGCAUCUUUGCUGAGAUGCACCUAGUGUGUACCCAGCACCAUGCUAGGUGCUGUGGGGAACACAGAAGACAUGGAAGACACAGUCUCUGCCCGCUGUGCUCCUAUCUAGAAGUGGCUGCAUCACAAGGAGGGGGGAUGACCGCAGUGUCUCCCCCACACCCCGUGACCCGCCGGGCCCUAUUCCCUGGAGAUUCUGAGAUCGACCAACUCUUCCGGAUCUUUCGGACUCUGGGGACCCCAGACGAGGUGGUUUGGCCAGGAGUUACUUCUAUGCCUGAUUAUAAGCCAAGUUUCCCCAAGUGGGCCAGGCAAGAUUUUAGCAAAGUUGUGCCUCCCCUGGAUGAAGAUGGACGGAGCUUGUUAUCGCAAAUGCUGCACUACGACCCCAACAAGCGGAUUUCAGCAAAGGCAGCUCUGGCUCACCCUUUCUUCCAGGAUGUGACCAAGCCAGUACCUCACCUUCGACUCUGAUGGCCUUCUCAAGCCCUUACCUCCAGUCUCACCCUCUCCUCCAGUGGGGGCGUGUUCUGGCUUGGCCCAGGGCUCCUAGCUCACUGAUCUUGUCUGGCUGCCUUAGCACUCACUAGCCCCUCUCAGCCAGCCAACUCUGGGGAGAUGGGGUGGAAGGGAGAAAGGUGAAAUUGAAAGGAAGCUUCAGUAUUAGAUGCACUUAAGUCAGCCUCCACCACCAUCUUCCCCUCCUCUUACUCAUUCCUUAGGAGGGAUGGUAUUAAAAAAAAAAAAAAGACUGACUCUUUCUCCUCCCUCCACGUAGGGUUUGCUAUCCCAGUCUCUGAAAGCCCUACAAUUAUUAUUUUCUGUGUUUGGGAUGACAGAGACCCCCAAGCUUCCCGCAGCCACUGUGUAAGGCCAACUGAUAGCAGAGGAGCUAAGCUGGAACUUUUGAAAACCAAGCAAAACGAAAACAUAGGGAGGGGCCUGUUUUAAAGAAUUAGAUUAAAAAAAAAUAGAUCCAACCAGUUUAUACCCUAGUUUUAGUGUUUCAUCUCACCUAAUAGUCUGGGAGACUGACGACUCCCAGUCUCAGAUUCCCAGUCUUUGCAGUCCUGGUGGGGCUGCAGUACAAAUAAUUGCUCCUAGUCUUCUUUCCUGUCCUGCCUACAGGCAAAGUGUGUCUGGGAGGCUCUGGGACAGGGACUGCUUCACUGAGGCCUUAUGAGGCAAGUGAAAGAUGUUUGAAUUUUUCUCUUUUAAGAUUCUUAGUUCAGGUGCUAGGUCCCUUCUUCCUCUGAAGGCCACCCUAUAGGAGUGAAAGUUAAGGUUGAGACAUCAUUUUGAGAAUGCUGACACUUUUUUAGGGCUGUGGCUGAGUGGGGACAUUGGGGAAAAAAAUUUCUUUAAAAGAAGGAUGAACAAUUAUAUUUAUAUUUCAGGUUAUAGUAGUUUUUUAAUUGGGAACGGGUGGGGAUUUGUUGCCACGUGCACCUUGGAGUUUGUAAUGCAAAUGUUAAAAAAAAAAAAAGCUUUUUUUCUUUUUAUGAUUUUGUCUCUCUUCUACCUUUUGUCCUUGAGUGUUCUUGCCGUUAACAUUAUUUGUAACUUAGUUUGUAACUGAUUAAAAAAAAAAGUUCCUAG